GAUUCUCCCAAUUUAAAAUCCUUGAAUACCAGACUACAAUAGCACUUUUGAUCGCCAGAGCUUAGAAUUUGUAAUGCACAGGACCUUGACACUUGAAAGUUGAGCAAACUCGAAGGUGCUAUUGCAAUCAGUUCAUUUUGAAUUUUUCAUUGGGAGAUCCAAAUAUUAUUUUUACUUGACAGUGAUUGAAAUUCAGCAUCCACACAUGUACCUGGUGGAAAUCAGUGAUGUAUUGUAUGAGCACAGUUUUAUUGAGGAUCCAUUAAUUUAAUCAUCUUCAAAAAUGUGCAUUAGUUUAUUGUUUUCAUUUAGCUCUUCCUUGGUUUAGGGGGCGUCGUCGGGUUUUCCCAAAUUGGUGUGGCUUCACUUUCAUUUUGAGAAACCCUGUUUUGGAAAAUCAGGCUCAUGCUGUCUAUAUAUUUCGAGCACUACAUCCUUUUGAACAUCAGCGCAACGGUCUCUCUCUGAAAGUGGACACAGUUUGACUGUCUGGGCCACUUGUUACGUGGAGUCUAGCCAUUAGAGCACAUGCUAAACGCAGGGACUCAUCUGCAGUGAAGAAACAUUGACCUCUUCGGGUGGACAAAGGAACUGCAGACAUUGUAGUCGGGCUUUUUGGAACACUCAUCACCCCCAGCCAAAAAUACUGACAUCAUGGCGGAGGCCCAGGGACGGUUUGUGGCAAUGCAGAAGCCAAUCUGUCUCAUUUCGAGUUCCAGCUCAGGUGAAAUACAGGUGGAUCGGGAAGCCCUGGACGUUCUGAACUCCAUCAGGCAGCCUGUGGUGGUGGUGUCCAUCGUAGGCAUGUACCGCACGGGCAAGUCUUACCUGAUGAACAGACUGGCUGGGAAGCAUACAGGGUUCCCCUUGGGCUCCACUAUCCAGUCUGAGACAAAAGGCAUCUGGAUGUGGUGUGUGCCACACCCUCACAAAGAUGACCAAACUCUGGUCCUGCUGGACACUGAGGGUUUGGGGGAUGUGGCAAAGGGAGACCAGGCUCAUGACACCUGGAUCUUUUCCCUGGCGGUCCUCCUGAGCAGCACGUUUGUCUACAACAGCAUGGGCACCAUCAACAAUGAAGCUGUGAUGAGCCUGCACCACGUGACAGAGCUGACCGAGCACAUCAAGGUGAAGUCCAGCGAGGAGAAAGAGGACGUCAUGGCUGAGAAAUUCAUCCACUUCUUCCCCACCUUCGUCUGGACUGUGAGGGACUUCACUCUGGAGCUGAGGAUUGACGGAGAGGCGGUCACUGCAGACGAGUACCUGGAGCACUCCCUGAAGCUGGUGAAGGGCAACUCCAAACACGUGGCUUACAGCAACGGGCCCCGGGAGUGCAUCCGGAGCUACUUCCCGACCCGGAAGUGCUUCGUGUUUGACCAGCCCGCCUCCAAGGAGAAGCUGAGGAUCAUCGAUGAGCUGACUGAUGCCGACCUGGAGCCGGCCUUCGUGGAGCAAACGCUCGAGUUCUGCAGCUACAUUUUCAAGCGCUCCAAAGAGAAGACGAUGACCGGAGGGUAUAAGGUCACCGGACAGAUGCUGGGGAACCUGGCGAAGAUGUACGUGGACGCCAUUCGUAGCGGGAGCGUCCCGUGCUUGGAGAAUGCCGUGGCGGCGCUGUCUAAGAUCCAGAACUCGGCAGCAGUCGAGGAGUCUUUCGCCCUCUACAGGCGGCUGCUGGGAGAGCGGGUGAAACUGCACACCGAGACACAGGAGGAGCUCUCCAGCGCUCACGAGGGCUGCCUGAAGGAGGCGCUGCAGCUCUUCAUGAAGCGCUCCUUCAAGGACGAGGACCAGAGCUUCCAGAGACACCUCAUGGGACAAAUAAAAGCUGAGUAUGAUGGGAAAUGUAGUGAGAAUGCAGUGCUCUCCCAGAGUCACUGCACUGCUCUACUACAACAGCUGUGGUCUCAGAUGGACUACGAGUCAUUCAUGAGACCUGGCGGAUAUGCGGACUACAGGGUCCAGCUGGACUCCAUUGUCCAAACCUACAGAGACACACCUGGGAAAGGUGUACAGGCAGAACAGACUCUGAAGACCUUCAUGAAGGAGAAAAAUGCUCUGGGUGCCUCCAUCCUGAAGGUUGACAGGAACCUCACAGAACAAGACAGGAAGCUGAAGGAGGAGGAAGCUCGUGUGAAGAUGGAGAGAUUUAAGGCAGAGGUGGCCAGGAGGAAUCAGGAAGACGCGAUGAAGCGUUUGGAGGAUGCGGAGAAAGCUCACAGAAAGAAUGAACAGCAGCUGAUGGACAAGUUGGAGAGGGAGCGGCGCGCCAUCAUCGAGGAGAACCAGAGAGUUCUCGACCAGCGCCUGCAGGAGCAGAGAGCGCUGAUCUCCGAGUUGUUCGAGCAAAGGGCGAGGAUGAUGGAGGCUCAGGUGCAGUCCUUACAGCGGGAGUUAGCAGCGUCCAAGAGCAGAGAGGAGGAAGCUCGCAUGGAGAUGGAGAGAUUUAAGGCAGAGGUGGCCAGGAGGGAACAGGAAGACGCGGUGAAGCGUUUGGAGGACGCGGAGAAAGCUCACAGAGUGAACGAACAGCAGCCGAUGGACAAGUUGGAGAGGGAGCGGCGCGCCAUCGCCGAGCAGAACCAGAGAGUUAUCGACCAGUGCCUGAAGGUAUCCCAGCUCACACAAAUGUGUUUCGAGAACGCUGGGGAAUUCUCUGGUUAGAUUUUCACGUGGUCAUGAGACAGCAGUAUGACAUGAACAGAUUUUCC
This is a messenger RNA of Anguilla anguilla (European eel), 2711 nucleotides long. RefSeq names its product guanylate-binding protein 1-like. The transcript has 13 exons. Gene Ontology annotation, molecular function: GTP binding; GTPase activity. Lineage: Eukaryota; Metazoa; Chordata; Actinopteri; Anguilliformes; Anguillidae. The record is from RefSeq and is a predicted model, not a curated record. The coding region runs from base 655 to 2664 and encodes 669 amino acids.